GGGGCGGCGGCGGCGCCUGCGCGGCCCCGGGCCCGGCCGGUCGGCGGCCAUGGCCUCCGCGGCUGUGGAGAGCUUCGUGACCAAGCAUUUGGCCCUGCUGGAGCUCGAGAGAGACGCGGAGGUCGAGGAGCGCAGGUCCUGGCAGGAAAACAUCUCCCCAAAAGAACUCCAGAGCCGAGGCGUCUGUUUGCUGAAGCUGCAGGUUUCCAGCCAGAGGACUGGACUGUACGGGCGGCUGCUGGUCACCUUAGAGCCCAGGAGAUGCACAUCUGCUGCGGUGCUUCCCAGCAACAGCUUUACUUCGGGUGAUAUAGUGGGUCUGUAUGAUGAAGGCAAUCAGCUGGCCACAGGGAUCCUGACCCGGAUCACACAGAGAUCAGUCACGGUAGCCUUUGAUGCGUCCCAUGAUUUCCAGCUGAGCUUGGACCGGGAGCGGGCCUACAGACUGUUAAAACUUGCCAAUGACAUUACUUACAAGCGACUGAAAAAGGCUCUGAUAACGCUAAAGAAGUACCAUUCUGGCCCUGCGUCCUCACUCAUAGAGGUCCUCUUUGGCGGAUCAGCCCCCAGUCCUGCCAGCAAUAUAGAGCCGCCGCUGUUCUGCAACACCUCCCUGGACGCCUCCCAGAAGGAAGCAGUCUCCUUUGCGCUGUCCCAGAAAGAACUUGCCAUCAUCCAUGGGCCUCCUGGCACCGGAAAAACCACCACUGUGGUCGAGAUCAUUCUUCAGGCUGUGAGACAGGGCUUAAAGGUUCUGUGCUGUGCUCCCUCUAACAUAGCUGUGGACAAUCUGGUGGAGCGCCUGGCUCGGUGUAAGCAGAAGAUCCUGCGCCUCGGGCACCCUGCCCGCCUCCUGGAGUCCAUUCAGCAGCAUUCCCUCGACGCGGUUUUAGCGCGGAGUGACAAUGCCCAGAUUGUUGCAGACAUCAGAAAGGACAUUGAUCAGGCCUUUGUGAACAACAGGCAAACCCAGGAUAGGAGAGAGAAGAGUAGUGUUUGGAAUGAAGUCAAGCUGUUAAGGAAAGAGCUGAAGGAGAGGGAGGAAGCCGCGAUGCUGGAGAGCCUCACUUCGGCAGCGGUGGUGCUGGCGACGAACACGGUGUGUUCACAGCUGCUAGGACGCAGACAGCCAGCAACUUCUGUAAGGCUCACGGUUCCAAUUCCACCAGGUGCCUCUUCUGAUGGUCCCCUGAAGUUACUGCCCGAUACCCAUUUUGAUGUGGUGGUCAUCGACGAGUGCGCACAGGCUCUGGAAGCUAGCUGCUGGAUCCCCCUGCUGAAGGCCAGGAAGUGCAUCCUGGCUGGAGAUCACAAACAGCUGCCCCCCACCACGGUCUCUCAUAAGGCUGCCCUGGCGGGGCUGUCACUCAGCUUGAUGGAGCGCCUGGCCGAGGAGCAUGGCGCGCGUGUGGUGCGGACACUGACGGUGCAGUACCGCAUGCACCAGGCCAUCAUGCGGUGGGCCUCGGAGGCCCUGUACCAUGGGCAGCUCACAGCCCACCCUUCCGUGGCUGGGCACCUUCUGCGGGACCUCCCGGGAGUGGCUGCCACGGAGGAAACAGGCAUCCCCCUGCUGCUCCUGGACACAGCCGGCUGCGGGCUGUUUGAACUCGAAGAGGAUGACGACCAGUCUAAGGGGAACCCUGGUGAAGUGCGCCUUGUCAGUCUGCACAUCCAGGCCCUGGUGGAUGCUGGUGUCCAGGCAAGCGACAUCGCCGUCAUCACGCCAUACAACCUCCAGGUGGACCUGCUCAGACAGAGCCUUGCCCACAGGCACCCUGAGCUUGAAAUUAAGUCAGUUGACGGCUUCCAAGGCCGAGAGAAGGAGGCUGUGGUACUGUCCUUCGUCAGAUCCAAUAGGAAAGGUGAGGUGGGCUUCCUUGCUGAGGACCGCAGGAUCAACGUUGCUGUCACCCGUGCUCGGCGCCACGUGGCAGUUGUGUGCGAUUCUCGCACUGUUAGCAACCAUGCCUUCUUGAAGACCCUGGUGGAUCACUUCACAGAGCACGGGGAGGUGCGCACCGCCUUUGAAUAUCUUGAUGACAUCAUCCCUGAAAAUUACUCCCACGAGAGUUCCCAGGGCCACGGACAAGCUGGUGCGAAACCCCAAAGCUCUGCGGCAUUGUCCAGGAAGCCUCCUGGGAGCAGGCCUCAGGAGGGGGCCCAGGAAGGGGCCCAGGAGACCAGAGCAGCUGCUGGGCUGGAGCGGAAGAGGCGGGGUGGGAAGCCCUCGGGCCUUGAGGUCCCUUCUCAGCCCAGCCUCAACGGAGGCAGCCCAGAGGGAGCAGGGAGCAGAGACCAUGCAGACCACUUCAGGGCCAUGAUUGCGGAGUUUGUGGUGAGUGAGAAAACUCAGUUGGAGUUUCCUCCUUCCCUGAACUCACACGACAGGAUGUGGGUCCAUCAGAUCGCCGAAGAGCACGGACUGAAACAUGACAGCACUGGGACGGGGAAGAAGAGGUUCAUCACUGUGAGCAAGAGAGCCCCUCCUGCCCCGUCUGCACCGUCUGCGCCGCCUGCCCCACCUGCCCUGCCGCCUGCAGCAGGGGUCGGCAGCAUAGCCCCUGUCGGUCCCACGGCCCCCAGCCCCACACAGACCAAGCCCCCUCUUGGGGAGCAGAGUGGCCAGGACCCCCUGAAUCUAAAGGCCCUGCACCUGGAAAGGCUGCAGAGAGAGAAGAGCCGGCAGGAGCGGCCAGCCAUGGAGGGGCAGCAGGCCCCGCACUCAGGGCCACGCACGCUACCUGAGAGGAAGAAGAAGAAAGAGGCAAAACGACAUGCAGCUGUAGAUUUGCCCAGCGAGGAGGACUUUGAUGCCCUGGUUGCGGCUGCCGUGAAGGCAGAUAACACCUGCGGCCUCGCUAAGUGCACAGCCAGCGUGGUGACCCUGGGCCAGCUCUGCCAGCACUGUGGCCGCCGGUUCUGCCUCAGCCACCACCUGCCCGAGAUCCAUGGCUGUGGGGAGAGGGCUCACGCCCACGCCCGGCAGAGAAUCAGCCGGGAAGGAGUCCUCUAUGCCGGCAGUGGGACCAAGGACAGGUCCCUGGACCCAGCCAAGAGGGCCCAGCUCCAGAGGAGGCUGGAUAAGAAGCUGGAUGAGCUGACCAGCCAGAGGAAGAGUAAACGGAAGGAGAAGGAAAAGUGAAGAGCUAGUUCUUCACAUGCUGCUCCAGAGCUCCUGCCUCUGAAAAAAACAGUGAGGGCAAGCUUUCUGCUUCCUUGUACUGCUUCUGGUGACAGUGUGCAACCUGACCCACCUGCCUGUAUCAGAGUCGGGUGGGGGACACGGUGUCUGGGAGGAAGGAGGUGAGAUUGUCUAACCUGACAGCUCUUGGAAGAGGGUGCCUGGGCGUGCGGUCAGUGCCACAUGGCCCUCUCUGGACAUGGUGUGGUUGGCCCAGGCAUGCCACGUUCCCCUUCUCCUGCCUUGGACCGUUUCUUGAUCUGUUCCUUCCUUCCAAGUCAAAACCGAAAUCCCACCAUCUGAACUUUGGGUGUUGUCAUGAGGGUCCCCCUCAAACUAUGUCCCCCUUCCUGGGUCCAGUACCCUCUCAAGCUUCAUACAAGGAAAUUCCUGCUUUUGGGGGCUGGCCAGCUUUCAGCCACCAGAAUGAGGGAGAGCACUUGAAAAGUCAGAUCACGUACCUGGAGAUGGCAUCUGAGAGCACCGGGCACUUCUCCCAUGUGCCCCGACGCAGCUGUGACUUCACUGAGUCCAGUUUCCAUCUGUGUCCUGUUCCUGGCCGGGUGUGGUGACCCGACCUGGUCCUGCAGGGCAGCAGACUCAGCUCCGGCUGUAAGGUCUGGAGGCCCGCUGGGGCAUGGUUUAUGAAGGCGCCCUGGCCUCUGCGAGCCUGUGCAGGUGGCGGUCACGGAAAGGGGCUGUCCUAGAGCAGCCGCGCGGCCGACACAAAGCCGGAGCCCUCCCACGGGUGUUCUCUGCCAGCUGCUUCAUUGAGGAGAACCUCAGGUGGUUAUAUUUUAGUCUCAGAGUUUUAUUUGUUUAAAUGGGAUAUAAAUUAUUUAAGAGUGAAAUAAAGAUCCAUGCACAUCUCCCACA
Nyctereutes procyonoides (raccoon dog) is the source of this 4060-nucleotide messenger RNA. RefSeq names its product immunoglobulin mu DNA binding protein 2 (gene IGHMBP2). Bases 50 to 3145 code for a protein of 1031 amino acids. Gene Ontology annotation, molecular function: ATP hydrolysis activity; ATP binding; 5'-3' DNA helicase activity. NCBI's taxonomy places the organism in Eukaryota, Metazoa, Chordata, Mammalia, Carnivora, Canidae. The transcript has 15 exons. The record is from RefSeq and is a predicted model, not a curated record.